Sporothrix schenckii 1099-18 is the source of this 4356-nucleotide messenger RNA. RefSeq names its product transcription factor jumonji. The transcript has a single exon. Bases 1 to 4356 code for a protein of 1451 amino acids. The record is from RefSeq and is a predicted model, not a curated record. Lineage: Eukaryota; Fungi; Ascomycota; Sordariomycetes; Ophiostomatales; Ophiostomataceae.
AUGCCUCCGGUCGCAAUACACCCGCAGGCGAAGUUCGACCCAAUCCCACCGGACCUCGACCUCCACGCCCUCGUUCAGGACACGCCCAACUUCGAAUGGGCCACACAAAUCUCUGCGUCUGAGAUAUUUGCGCUCGGCCAGCAGCGGUUCGAGAAGCUUGUAAUGAUCCACGUCAUCAACGGCGGCAAGCCCCUCGUUAUCAAGGACUGGAACGACCGUCUGCCCAAGGACCUCUUCAGUGCCAAAUGGCUCGAGGAGGUAUACAACCGCAAGGAGGAGCAGGUGUGGGACAUUAACGGGAAGACCAACAUCCCCAUGACCAUGGGCCACUACUUGCGCUCCAUGAAGCAGCUCACGGACCAGUGGACGCCUCGAAACUUCCGCGACGAACGCCGUCAGCGCCUCUACCUCAAGGACAUUGACUGCCCGCCCGAAUGGCAAGAGAAGCUGGCCAAGGUUCUCCCACGGCUAAUCUUCUAUCUCAACGAGGACAUUGAGGGCGGCCACAGCACGAACCACUACGGCAUGACCGAUGAUGGCCAGGAUAUGUUUGUAGACGACCGCCCGACGGCCCGCGCUGGCGACCUGAUGAGCAGCCUUCCGCCCGAAAUGCGUGCCGACAACCUCAUGUGCUACAUUGGCCACGAGGGCACAUACACACCGGCCCAUCGAGAGAUGUGCGCCAGUCUGGGCCAGAACAUCAUGGUCGAGGCUUCGGGCUCUGAAAACGGCGAAAUCCCCGGCAGCUCGAUUUGGUUUAUGACCGAGACCAAGGACCGUGAAGUCGUCGGCGAGUACUUCUUGUCCAUGUUGGGUCACGAUGUCGAGAUCGAGAAGCACUUUGCGCAGAUCAAUGCCUGGAAGAAAGCUGCCUUUCCCGUCUAUAUCGUCAAACAAAAGGUGGGCGACCUCAUUCUGAUCCCGCCACUGGCGCCGCACCAGGUUUGGAACCGUGGCACACGAACCAUGAAGGUGGCUUGGAACCGCACUGUUGUCGAGACACUGGAGAUGGCGCUGCACGAGGCUUUGCCCAAGGCGCGACUUGUCUGUCGUGACGAGCAGUACAAGAACAAGGCCAUUAUCUACUAUACGAUGAAGAAGUAUUACAAGGUGCUCGAAUAUGCGCAGACGGACCGCCAACUUGUCUCGUUUGGUAUCGACCAGGACACCAUGCGCAACCCUGUCCGAACCUCGCAGGUCGCCGACGACUUCAAGAAGUUGAUGCGGCUAUUCACAGAGAUCCUCGUGGACGAGAUGUUCAACACUAAAGAGAAAAACGUCGAAUACAUCCCCUUCGAUUCCAACAUCACGUGCUCGUACUGCCGGUCCAACAUUUUCAACCGCUUUCUGACGUGCAAGCACUGCGUGCGGCCACUUGCCGACGGCGACGAAGAUACAUAUGAUGUCUGUAUGGAGUGCUACGCUAUGGGCCGCUCGUGCAUGUGCGUUUCGGGCCUCGGCUGGUGUGAGCAGUGGCCAUGGGAGGAGCUUGUCAGCAACUACGACCGCUGGCAAUCCAUGGUAGUAAUCAACGAUGGCUUUAUCGACGCCUUCUCAUCGCCGGCUCCCCUCGAGGUGGCUAGACUCCGUUCUGGCAAGAAGCCAGUGGCACAGAUUUGUCAAGAGCAGCUUCGCCGACGGCCGUUCAGAGAUAUCACGAAACCCCUGGAAAAGCCCGAGGUGCCCGAGGAGCCCGAGGCGCCCGAGGUCGACGACAACGGCAAAGUUAUCAAGAAGAAAACGAAGAGUCGGUCGAAAAAGGGCGAUACCUACCGUUGCCACGUCUGCUGCCACAAAGAUCACAGAUACCGCCUCGCGUUUUGCACGACACCCGGCUGCCUUGAGGCUUACUGCUAUGGUGUACUGUACCGGGGCUUCGACAUGAUGCCCCAAUCAAUCAUGCAAAUGGAGUACUGGAAGUGCCCCCGGUGCAUGAAGAUCUGCAACUGCGGCGCCUGCAGGCGAGCGGGCAUCACCAACCCGUACAUUCCAAAGGGCACUCUACUUGGCCACGAUACACGUCCCAUUGCCGACGACCGAAGUGUCGAGUCGCUCAUCAAUUUCCGAUUACACAACUUGCUAUGGCUGAAGAACAGCGGCGAGGAGGGUCGCAGUAUUGCCAGCAAACGUAUGCAAAGACUACGACAAGAAGCCGACGCAGCAAAAGCCCAAGGAGCUGAAGGCGAAUUAGAAAAUGGUUUCGGUAGUUUACAGAAUGGCAGCCAGGACCACAGCGUGGUGGACAAUGACCAUGAUUUUGGGGCCACGAUGGUGGCCGGACCGAACAGUGCCCACCCUCUUCACGAAAUCCAUGGCGGCGAGUCCGGCGUCAACCCGUCUCUGCUUCAGGACGGCUCGGCUACAUCUUACCCGGAGCUGGUCGACGGUUAUCCUAACCCAUCGGACUUUAUGCUCAACAACGAGCUGGCGGUGACGACCUUUGGCAGAGCGUACUACAUGGACGACGACGACAGCCCGAACAAGAUCUUGUUCGACCCGUACCAUGAACCUGCGCCGAACCCAACGGUCGGCAGCUUAGGCUCGAUGGAUACACUGCCUGAGUUCUUGGAGGGCUAUACACACAAGCCGAUUCGUAAACCAAAGCAGGAGAAAGACCUAGAUCCCGAUUACACCGGCCCAAAAAAGAGAAACCGAAAGGCUCCGAAGCCAGCCACCGACACUGAUCCUAACAUGAACCUGGACCCAGCGCUAUUGAACGCACAGCACCCGCCACCUGCGACCACCGCUGCUGACAUUGGUGCUACGGCUACGGGAGAUAUUGCCAGUUCCGAGAUCACUACAGCUGCUGCUCCUCCAGCGGCUACCUCGCCAAUCGAAGCCGUGAUCGCAACGGCCAUGGCAGGUGCCGCAGAUGGUGCAGCUAAUCAGGAAGCAAAAACGGUCGAAAACAACAAUGCCGAUACUGCCAACAAUGAAGACGAAGAAGAGGAGGUUAACGGACCGACCCAUGGAUAUCCCGCCAACAUUAUCGAACUUCGGCACGCAAGGCCAAAGGUUUCGUAUCUUGUUGAUGAAGCCAGCGGUGACGAAGCCGACGAAGAGGUCACGACGACCAAGGAAAAGGUUGCUGUCGUCAACGACACGGAUGUUAUUCCGUCAGUCGAAAAGGAGCCGUCUGCCGAGGUUGCUCCGGUCUCACCAUCGCCAUUGCCGGCUAGAAGCACCAUAGAGUCGACCAAAGAUACCACAACUGCAACUGCCGCUGCUGGUUCUUCUUCCAAAGAGGCUGGACAGGCACAACCCGAGCGUCGGAAGCGUGGUCGACCGCCACGGUCAAGUAUGGGCGACUUAGCAGGUUCAGUUGCCACACCGUCAAGCGAGCCUGCGGCAAAACGGUCUCGCAUUGCAGCCUCCCUUGCGUUUGCUGGAAAGAAGUCCGUGGAGGGCUUUGGCAGCGCCUGGAAGCCGGUCAAUGCGGCACGUCCCGGGCGGCCUCCCAACAAGGGGCGCACAAGUACGGCUGGUACCGGCAAGGACGACGACGACGACAGCGACAGCGACAGCGACAACUCGUUCCGAGGCCCCAGCAGUGCUCCGCCAAAGAGGAAGCCGGGCCGGCCACCUAAAAGAGCGGGACGUCCCAGCCUCUCUGUUGGGCGUCCCAGCAGUCCCAAUACCCCGGGUGUCCUUCCGCCCCCUUCCAUCCAAUUCAUGUCCAUGGCAGAACGCAUGGCGCUCAAGGGCAAGAAGUUCAAGAUGGGCGGCAAGAAGAAGGACAAGAAUAAGGACAGUAGCGCAACAUCUUCAACUGUCAAAUCACUGUCAACGGCGACCGCCCCUGCACCUGCGUCCAAAUUUUCGUCGGCUGUCAUGAUUGAGCCCGUGAACAAGCCAAUGGUCAUACCCUCGUCAUCGACAAAGGAGACGAGGUCUACGCCUAAGCCUGCUCCAACGGUCACUCGUCGCCGUACAAGCCUCUCUAACGAGAGUAGCAAUGACGAGUUCCCUCGUCCCACGCCGCCGUCCUUGCCCUCACGCGGCGCCUCUUUAGGCAGCCGUGGACGUGGACGUGGCCGCGGACGCGGACGUGGCCGGCCGGCUCGUGGGCGACCCGUUGGGAUAUCUCGUGAUGGCGGCCCGACCAUGGUACGGCUUGUCAGUUCAGACAGCGAAGGCGGUGACAGUGGCGACGAAGACUACCAAGGUGGCGGCAAGAAGACACCCGUCUCGCAGCAACAUGAUGACUCCGAAAGCAACACUGACGACAGCGACGAGUCCGGUGCGGGCGCAUCUAAUGUUCGCAAACCCUACUUUGCGCGCCGUGGCGGCGGACUUCGUGGCCGUGGCCGGGGACGUGGUCGAGGCCGUCGGCAGCCCCCAGGCGUGACCAGGUAA